AUGCAACCCGCGCGACGCACAGUGGCCACCAGCGGCCGCCGACAUUUCGGCCGGCAGUCGAGCGUUUGUUGUGGAACGAGGCGGAAGAAGCGGCAGCAGCCAACACUCUCCCAGCGAGCACGCAGACGCAGCUUGGUCGACGCCCGCGCCAAAAUGUCGUCCGCUUACGGAAUCGACCCCAACGACCCCGAGGCGCAGCGGGCGGCCACCAAGAUCCAGGCAGUGUUCCGCGGCCACAAGACGCGCAAGACGAUGCGCGCCGGCGACGCGCAGGACCAGAACGAGCCGACAGAGGCCGAGCUCGCUGCCGAGUUCCGCGCAGACGACAAAGAACUCUGCAAUGCGGCUACCAAGAUCCAGGCGCAGUUCAGAGGUCACAUGGCCCGGAAGACAACUCCAAAGGAGAAAACCGCUGAGGACCUCAGCAAGGAGAUGGAGAAACUAGACGCCAAGGAGGAGGUGGACAUCGACCUGACGGACCCGGAGCUGCACAAGGCGGCCUCCAAGAUCCAGGCGUCGUUCCGCGGCCACAAGGCCCGCAAGGAAGGAGACCCCAAAGAGGGCGGCGACGACGGCAAGGCCGGCGACUCCGGUGGCGCCUCGCAGUGAGCGCGCCGCCCCCGCGCCGCCCGCCGCCCCCGCAGCUGCCGCCCCCGCCCCCACCACCGCCGCCGCCGCGCCGGCUGGUGACCGCUUGUUACCUGUUCGCGGUCACCGCCCUGCGCCGCCGCACCGCCUCCGCUACCUCCAGACUCCCCCACAGGUCCGCACCGGGCGCUCGGAUGCUGGCGAACGAGAUGCUGCCAACUCACGUCGAGUCACUCUCAGUCACGAAUCUCGAGCCUAAAACGGGAGCAUCGCAGAACCAAUCUACACACGCAUUCACAGCCCUCAGUAACACUGUCAUAUGAAGAACGCAUACAGAAGCUGGGUCUUUCAUAACCACUCAAUAUGUUAUCAACAUUGUUUCAAUUCCAACUACAGUCUCAAUAUAGGAUCAAAUCUGCAAUACAGGACAAUAUUUUUUGUGAAAGCUCUCGUUCGUCAUUAAAGAUAUUAGAAUACCGCCCAAGUUUGGUAGUGAAUGGAAAACAGCAGUGACUAAUAUCUCUGAAUGUCAAGGAAUUGAAAUGGAGAAGUAGCUUAUUUUGUAUCAGGCGCCAAAUCUUUCCGACGUUUUCCUAAGUGUUAAGGUCGGUAGCGGAGACGAGUAUUUCGAGGCAGCAGCGGGGCCUCCUCCUUGUGUAUUAUUUACUAACCCAUCCCAGUUUCAUCUAAAAGUCACUUCUUUUCGUCAUGGAGCAUACUCUUCCCUCGAUUGGGUGUUCACCCAUAGCCGCACCCGUCAUUCGAAGUAGCGCAAAAAAUUAAACAGCUAUUAAUAACUCAAAUAGUAACGCUCGUUCCUUGUUUCUUUAGUUCUCCACCAUUACGGGGCUAUGCUAAUUGGUGGUUGAGACGCCUGCAACUCCGGCCUCCAAUUUGUAUUGCCCUCGCAGAAAAUCCUAGAGUGCCAGUAAAAAUUCAGAAAACCCAAUGUACCUACGUGAACAGGAAUACUUGAGAAACAUUUAUGUACCUAAACCACAGAACAAACACUAUGCACUUGCUCAAAAAGGGAAGAGUGCGUUACACGACACAAUCUACUUGUUAUUUAUAUACAAUAAACUUAAACUUCAUUCAUCAAUAUUAAAGAAAGUAAGACAUUUCUCAUGUACUGUAACAAAUAACAUAGAUCUAUAAAUCUCUAAUGACUCUGUACUAUCAACUACAUUUCUUUGUGCUUCUAGAGCAUUUCUAAAUCUUCUGGUUUGCUCCUUCGGCGCUUAUAGAGGCUUGUACAGCAGUUUCUCUUUCUUCGAUGGAAUAAAUGAACGCUAUUUACAUGAAAAAAUUGCAAUCAAGAACAAAUACGAGAGGAGGCUGUUCCAUACUUCUCUUUCAGAAAGAUGUUCAUAAAUUCAUGGACUCGUUUGGCACCUAAGCAGCAGCAGGUAAAAAGUAUAAAGAUUUCGAAUAGCUCUAAUAAGUUGGAUAAUAAAUAUUUUACUUGACUCGUUCCGUUCGUUCUUAUAACGCAUUAUAGCUUAGGGCUACAUAGAAGGCUAAUGAGGCAAAUGUGCAGAAUAAAGAAUGAGUUGUAAGAAUUUUUGAAAACCGUUGAACAAACAGUGAAGUAAAUAAACUUUCGAGAUAUUCAUGAUUGCUAUUCAUAAGAUUAAUUUCCUAAUGUUAAUAUUGCAGAACUAAUAAUAUUGUUAGUCGAAUUUUAAUUCUAUUGAAAGUUAAAGUAACAAGUGUUGUGUCUUUCAUUAUGCUUUAUCACAUCACUGUACGAUAGGGGAGAAAAGAAGGAAUUAAAUCAUGCAACAGGCAGUAUACAAGGUAUGAAAUAUUAUGUCUUUGAACAAUUUGGAGAUUGAUAUUGUUCUUUGUAAUACACAAAUAAAGUAAAUAAACAUUAUUAUAAAUC
Molecule: messenger RNA, 2473 nt
Organism: Schistocerca gregaria
Lineage: Eukaryota; Metazoa; Arthropoda; Insecta; Orthoptera; Acrididae
Gene: igl
Product: neuromodulin
Exons: 4
Coding region: 1-609 (202 amino acids)
Molecular function (GO): calmodulin binding
Source: RefSeq, a predicted model, not a curated record